UGCUUAAUCUUUUCACAUUGCACACGACAUGACCGAGUCCGUUUCACGACUCUGACUAUUCAUAAUGACGUGAAGUGUUAACUGCUUGUUGAUAUGGCUCCUUUUAUCAAGAAUCUUCUAUUUUUGUUGCUGUCACUUCUGAGUUUCGCAAGGACCUUUGCGCUGUCACCAAGAGCCGAUGCAAACUACCAAGAAUGCAUUGUCCCGGAGAGAUUUGGAGUAAAUGAUAAUGUCAUCAUUAACGAUGAACAGCUAACAAGUUCUUCGGCGCGCCCUGAGUUUCCCGCAUACAAUGGACGUCUGGGACUUCACUCGAAAGCCUGGUGUGCAUCUACAAACAAUAAGAGCCAGUGGCUGCAAGUUGAUUUAAGAGAGAGGAAGGUGUUACUAGCUAUCACUACCGAGGGAACUGUUGACGCGUGGGUGACGCAGUACUACCUUCAGUACAGUAACGACAUGGAGACAUGGUAUUGCUAUGGAGAUGAGAUCACCAACGCAAAGAUGCUGCAGGCUUAUCAAAGCUCAUUCACUAUGACUUUGCUACAACGUCCCAUUGCAAGAUAUGUCCGCCUCAACCCACAAGCGUGGAACGGUAAUAUCUGUUUGCGCUUUGAGCUCUAUGGCUGCCAUAUAUCACAAUCACAAUCAAGUAAGUUAUACAAACUAGCUAAGUAG
Nematostella vectensis (starlet sea anemone) is the source of this 675-nucleotide messenger RNA. Its product is annotated as retinoschisin-like. Bases 94 to 675 code for a protein of 193 amino acids. NCBI's taxonomy places the organism in Eukaryota, Metazoa, Cnidaria, Anthozoa, Actiniaria, Edwardsiidae. The record is from RefSeq and is a predicted model, not a curated record. The transcript is spliced from 4 exons.